Molecule: messenger RNA, 2312 nt
Organism: Marmota flaviventris (yellow-bellied marmot)
Lineage: Eukaryota; Metazoa; Chordata; Mammalia; Rodentia; Sciuridae
Gene: Foxd2
Product: forkhead box D2
Biological process (GO): cell differentiation; regulation of transcription by RNA polymerase II; anatomical structure morphogenesis
Molecular function (GO): DNA-binding transcription factor activity, RNA polymerase II-specific; RNA polymerase II cis-regulatory region sequence-specific DNA binding
Source: RefSeq, a predicted model, not a curated record
CCGGAGCCGCGGCCGGAGCGGAGCCCGAGAUCGCGGCGGCGGUGGCGGCGGCACCAUGACCCUGGGCAGCUGCUGCUGCGAGAUCAUGUCCUCCGAGAGCUCCCCGGCCGCACUGUCUGAGGCCGACGCAGACAUAGACGUGGUGGGCGGCGGCAGCGGUGGGGGGGAGCUCCCAGCCCGCUCCGGGCCCCGCGCCCCCCGGGACGUGCUCCCUCACGGCCACGAGCCUCCUCCGGAGGAAGCCGAGGCAGACGUAGCAGAAGACGAGGAGGAGUCGGGUGGCAGCUCUGACGGCGAGCCUCGCGCUCUAGCGCCCCGGGGGGCGGCGGCCUCAGCGGGAAGCCCAGGGCCAGGCGCGGCCGCGGCCCGGGGCGCGGCGGGGCCGGGGCCCGGACCACCGUCGGGGGGCGCGGCGACGCGGAGCCCUUUGGUAAAGCCACCCUAUUCAUACAUCGCGCUCAUCACCAUGGCCAUCCUGCAGAGCCCCAAGAAGCGCCUGACGCUGAGCGAGAUCUGCGAGUUCAUCAGCGGCCGCUUCCCCUACUACCGGGAGAAGUUCCCCGCCUGGCAGAACAGCAUCCGCCACAACCUCUCGCUCAACGACUGCUUCGUCAAGAUCCCCCGCGAACCGGGCAACCCGGGCAAGGGCAACUAUUGGACGCUUGACCCGGAGUCGGCCGACAUGUUCGACAACGGCAGCUUCCUGCGGCGCCGCAAGCGCUUCAAGCGGCAGCCGUUACCGCCACCACAUCCACACCCGCACCCUCACCCAGAGCUGCUGUUGCGUGGCGGGGCUGCAGCGGCCGGGGAUCCCGGCGCCUUCCUGCCCGGCUUCGCCGCUUACGGCGCCUACGGCUAUGGCUACGGGCUGGCACUCCCGGCCUAUGGCGCACCCCCACCGGGGCCGGCCCCGCACCCGCAUCCACACCCGCACGCCUUCGCUUUCGCUGCCGCUGCCGCAGCAGCGCCUUGCCAGCUGUCGGUUCCCCCAGGCCGCGCCGCUGCGCCUCCACCCGGACCUCCGACGGCCUCGGUGUUCGCUGGCGCAGCCUCGGCUCCGGCCCCUGCGCCUGCCCCAGGGUCGGGCCCGGGCCCCUCCGGCCUGCCCGCCUUCCUAGGCGCGGAGUUGAGCUGCGCCAAAGCUUUCUACCCCGCGUCCCUGAGCCCUCCCGCAGCUGGCACAGCGGCCGGUCUGUCCACCGCACUCCUGCGCCAGGGCCUUAAGACUGACGCGGGAGGUGGUGCGGGCGGCGGGGGCGCAGGCGCUGGGCAGAGGCCUUCCUUCUCUAUAGACCACAUCAUGGGCCAUGGUGGUGGCGGGGGAGCACCCCCAGGCAGCGGCGAGGGGUCCCCGGGAUCGCCGUUCACGGCAGCUGCGGGACCUGGGAGUCAAGCCCAAGUCUUGGCCAUGCUGACUGCCCCGGCCCUGGCUCCGGUGGCCGGUCACAUCCGCCUCUCGCACCCUGGGGACGCGCUCCUGUCUACAGGGCCGCCGUUUGCCGGCAAAGUCGCCGGCCUCAGUGGCUGCCACUUCUGACCACAGCGGGCUCAGGGUCAGUUAGGCCCGCACUCAGCUUCUCCCGGGAGCUCCUGCAGUCCCAGCGGAACUCAGGGAGUCUAUUUAUGAAGAGUCUCCAACCUGGGCCGGCGCGCGUGACUUGGCACUUCAGGUUCCACGCUCAGAAUCUCGCCGAGAGUUGGGACGAAGCGGGCUCCAUCGCUCAGGGCGAGGCCUGGGUUUAAGCUAAGUGGUCCCAAGCCAAGAUCCCAUUCCUGUUUGAGCAGCAAACGAGGGAGUGGGGAACCUUCGGUUUUUCCCUGCCUGAGUCCGCUCCGCAACCCCGGAAGAAUGCCUUCCCGGAGACGUGCCUGCCCAGGCCCUGCGGAUCCCACCAGAAACACCAAGGGCGCUGAGAGGUCUCCCUUUCUUCCUUCCUCAACUUUGCGACCCUGCUUGUCCAAUAUUAUAAUUUAACAACAUCUAUUAUCCGCUUGUGCUUAAAAGAAAAAUUCAAAGUUUUUUUUUUUUCCUGUUCUCCAAGGAAGUUCGUUCCCUCUGAAGCCUAGCUCAGUAUCUACACAGGCGAAGCUGAACCGAGAGGUGAAGCAGCGGAUCUCCACAAUCUUUGCAGAAACCCCAGAUCCCACUCCAUGAGGAAAAUCCUUUCUCUUUCAUGUUUGGGUGCUUUUCAAGGAACUUCUUCCCUUUCCCCUAGCCGGCUGGGGCCAGCCAUCCAGGGCCAGCAACCCUCUCAGUCUCCAGCUCAGCCCCAGGCCCUGGGGUAUUUAUUGUAGUUAAAGGCAAUGAGGUC